UUGUAGGUGGCUGUGUGCUUGUUACCCACUGCUGAGCCUGGGGCUGCUUUUUCAUCACCGUGACCCAGAUCUAAAUUUGAAAUCCUUCAUCAGAUGGCUUUUUUAUCAGUACUGAUAAUCUUUGCAGCAGAGACCGUCCUAGCAUGCCUUGCCAGUGAGAGCCUGCAGAUAAAGAAUUCAAGUUUGCAUCAUCUGACACAAAAUCUCUUGAUCAACUACAGUAGAGACGUCAGACCCGUGAAAAACUGGACUCACGCCACCACAGUGUACAUAGAUCUCUUUGUCCACGCGGUGUUAGAUGUUGAUGGACAGAAUCAGAAGCUGACCACCAGUAUUUGGUAUCGACAGAUGUGGAAUGAUGAAUAUCUGGCCUGGAAUUCAAGUCAGUUUGAUGGAAUUGGAGAAAUCUCCCUCCCGCUCAAUGCCAUUUGGGUACCAGACAUUGUCAUUAAUGAAUUUGUGGAAGAUGGAAAGUCACCUGAUUUGCCAUAUGUCUAUGUCAGCUCUUCUGGAACCAUCAGGAACUACAAGCCCAUGCAGGUGGUGUCAGCUUGCAGUCUGGAAACCUAUGCCUUCCCAUUUGAUAUACAGAACUGUAGCCUGACCUUCAGCAGCUGUUUGCAUACAGUGAAUGAUGUCAACCUGUCUAUCUGGAGGAGUGUAGAAGAAAUCAGUAAUGAUAAAAGCAUAUUUCUUAAUGAUGGCGAGUGGGAGCUUCUGUCUGUACCUUCCAACUACGAGAUCCUACAGACCCACGGUGGAAGCUUUGCCCAGGUCCAGUUUAAUCUUGUUAUCCGCCGUCGCCCCCUGCUGUAUAUUGUAAGCAUUCUCUUGCCCAGCAUUCUACUUAUGGUUGUAGACCUCAUGAGCUUUUACCUGCCCCCUGACAGUGGGACUCGGAUAAUGUUUAAAACCAGUAUCCUUGUUGGCUACACAGUUUUCAGAGUGAACAUGGCGGAUGAACUGCCGGCCACCACUUUGAGCGUGCCAUUAAUUGGUAUAUUCUUUGUGGUGUGCAUGGUCCUCAUGGUGUUGAGUCUUGGAAAAUCUAUUGUGGUGAUAAAGUUUCUUCACAUCGAUAAAGAAGAAUCAGGGGGUCGUCUGAUAUCCCGUUGUCCCAUGCUUGCUCAAGGAACGCAUCAAAAUGAAAAUAUAGACGAUAUCUCUGUGGGUUCGAUAAAUGAAACAGCAGAAAGCAACUGUGGUAUAGAGGACGAUAUGUUUCCAAGCCCUCCUAUACCAGAUGAUCCACUAAUGGAGCAGAUCCUACAGGAGGUGACAUCAAUCCGUUCCUACAUCCAAGAGAUGGAAUCAGAAGAAGCCUGGCAUGCUCGCUGGGUCAGCCUGUGCUAUAGAUUAGAUAGCCUUAUGUUCCGAACCUAUUUGCUGCUGUUUGCAGCCUAUGCAAGCACUCUUAGUUUUUUAUGGUGGUCAUGGAGCUCUUACUGUGUAGCCUCAUAAAAGCACCUAAGUUGCUUGUACAAGUUAAUGCAUUACAAUUGUAUUUUGUGGUUGAAAUGGGGUACUGACACUUUUUAUUUUUAAUUUAAAAUUGCUUAAUUGAGACAGGAAGAAUUUAUUAUAGUUACUUGCCCUAAAGUCAUUAGUGUUAAAAUAAGGUAACUGAAUUCAUGUAAUAACCAACCCAACUACAUUGUUUAAUUUAUUUCUACAUCUCUUUCUGGCUCUCUGAUCCUUUAAAAAAAAUUCUUUAUAGAAAGCAUCUGACUUUAUAUGAGGGCUGGAGUGCCAAAUAUGGUAAAGGACGGAUUUGUGUAGAAUGGAGAGAAAGAAAAAGAAAUGUUCCUUAUACAAAACCUAAAGCUUAAGAACAAAUAUGACUUCACGUUUUAAAACUAAUAAUUGGUUUAAAACGUGUAAGUUUAUUUAAAUACAUAAAAUGAAAUGACAUCUAAACCCUGGUCUGCAAUUUUAAUAUUAAUAAGAAUGUUUUCUCAAACAUUAUUAAGUAAUCAAGAAAUAAGAAGUCUGAGAAAUU
Messenger RNA from Pseudophryne corroboree (corroboree frog), 1999 nucleotides. It is a transcript of the gene HTR3B, whose product is annotated as 5-hydroxytryptamine receptor 3B. Gene Ontology annotation, cellular component: synapse; plasma membrane; postsynaptic membrane. The record is from RefSeq and is a predicted model, not a curated record. Lineage: Eukaryota; Metazoa; Chordata; Amphibia; Anura; Myobatrachidae. Gene Ontology annotation, molecular function: serotonin-gated monoatomic cation channel activity; acetylcholine-gated monoatomic cation-selective channel activity. The coding region runs from base 94 to 1461 and encodes 455 amino acids. Gene Ontology annotation, biological process: chemical synaptic transmission; signal transduction; regulation of membrane potential. The transcript has 9 exons.